Symphalangus syndactylus (siamang) is the source of this 4762-nucleotide messenger RNA. RefSeq names its product formin like 3 (gene FMNL3). Lineage: Eukaryota; Metazoa; Chordata; Mammalia; Primates; Hylobatidae. Gene Ontology annotation, biological process: cell migration; cortical actin cytoskeleton organization; regulation of cell shape. The record is from RefSeq and is a predicted model, not a curated record. Gene Ontology annotation, molecular function: actin filament binding; small GTPase binding. Gene Ontology annotation, cellular component: cytosol.
UGGGCAACCUGGAGAGCGCCGAGGGGGGCCCGGGAGAGCCCCCCUCUGUCCCGUUGUUGCUGCCGCCCGGCAAGAUGCCGAUGCCUGAGCCCUGUGAGCUGGAGGAAAGGUUCGCCCUGGUGCUGGAACCUCUGAGCAGCCGCUGGCCGGCCCGGACAGCCCCGUCGGGGAUCUCGGGACCGACGCCUCCACCGCUGGACCCUUAGGAGAAGUCCCCAGCUCGGGACCGUCCUAGGAACCAGGCUUCUCCCUCCUUCCUCCCCCUUCUGCUGCCCUUUUCCCGUCUCCCCGCUUCUUCGCCAGGCUCCCCAUCCCUAGCAUUCUCAGCCCGGAGCCUCUCGCGGGUGGGGGGAAUUCAGAAGCGCGGCCGGCUCGCUCCUCAGCAGGCUUCCCUGAGUGGGGACACCGCCUCUCCUGCGAACAUGGAGGCUUUCCAGGGAGUGGGUCCCACUCCCAGCCCAGACCAGAUGUUUGGGGGGAGAGGGGGAUGGGGAGGGGGCUGGCAGCUCCUGAAGGGGGUGGAAUAAGGAGUGUGCCAUUCUGCUUAUUUUCAGAACGGCCUGCAGGCAUCCUGCUAAGUUAGAGUGGAUUUGCCUAAAAGGCUGAACAUGUGGAUAAACCAUUUCACUGGGGUAUUUCUCCAAGUGAAACAAUACACAAACCAUCCUCCCCCCCUUUUCAUGUUAAGCCAUAGUGACUGGUUUGUGUUGUUUAGCCUGUGCUUUUUAGUCUUUCUGUAGGUUUCAAACGGUCUGUAUAAAUGGGUUUGUAGAGCUGACUUUGGGAUUCUUCUUUGGUGUGGGAGUUGGACACUGAUGUCAGUGGCUCUAUGAAGCGAGAGGUUCUGAGCUGGUACCACCGGGAAGGAGCCAGAGAAUAUGUUGGCGCUGAAAAUGAAGUUUUGCAGAGCGAAAACAUCGAGCUCCAUGAACCUGCCUCCAGACAAGGCCCGGCUCCUGCGGCAGUAUGACAAUGAGAAGAAAUGGGAUCUGAUCUGUGACCAGGAGCGAUUCCAGGUGAAGAACCCUCCCCACACUUACAUUCAGAAACUCCAGAGCUUCUUGGACCCCAGUGUAACUCGGAAGAAGUUCAGGAGGAGGGUGCAGGAGUCAACCAAAGUACUAAGGGAGCUGGAGAUCUCUCUUCGCACCAACCACAUUGGGUGGGUGCGGGAAUUUCUGAAUGAUGAAAACAAAGGCCUGGAUGUGCUGGUGGAUUACCUGUCCUUUGCCCAGUGCUCUGUCAUGUUUGACUUUGAGGGUCUGGAGAGUGGUGACGAUGGUGCAUUUGACAAACUCCGGUCCUGGAGCAGGUCAAUCGAGGACCUGCAGCCACCCAGCGCCCUGUCGGCCCCCUUCACCAACAGCCUCGCUCGCUCUGCGCGCCAGUCUGUGCUCCGGUAUAGCACUCUCCCUGGGCGCAGGGCCCUGAAGAACUCCCGCCUAGUGAGCCAGAAGGAUGACGUCCACGUCUGUAUCCUUUGUCUCAGAGCCAUCAUGAACUAUCAGUAUGGAUUCAACCUGGUCAUGUCCCACCCCCAUGCUGUCAAUGAGAUUGCACUUAGCCUAAAUAACAAGAAUCCAAGGACCAAAGCCCUUGUCUUAGAGCUUCUGGCAGCUGUGUGUUUGGUGCGAGGAGGUCACGAAAUCAUCCUUGCUGCCUUUGACAAUUUCAAAGAGGUAUGCAAGGAGCUGCACCGCUUUGAGAAGCUGAUGGAAUAUUUCCGGAAUGAGGACAGCAACAUUGACUUCAUGGUGGCCUGCAUGCAGUUCAUCAACAUCGUGGUGCACUCGGUAGAGGACAUGAACUUCCGGGUCCACCUGCAGUAUGAGUUUACCAAGCUGGGGCUAGAGGAGUUCCUGCAGAAGUCAAGGCACACAGAGAGCGAGAAGCUGCAGGUGCAGAUUCAGGCAUAUCUGGACAACGUGUUUGAUGUCGGGGGUUUGUUGGAGGAUGCUGAGACCAAGAAUGUAGCCCUGGAGAAGGUGGAGGAGUUGGAGGAGCAUGUGUCCCAUCUCACAGAGAAGCUUCUGGACCUAGAGAAUGAAAACAUGAUGCGGGUGGCAGAGCUAGAGAAGCAGCUGCUGCAACGGGAGAAGGAACUAGAGAGCAUCAAGGAGACAUACGAGAACACAAGCCACCAGGUACACACUCUGCGGAGGCUCAUUAAAGAGAAGGAGGAGGCCUUCCAGCGUCGAUGCCAUUUGGAGCCAAGUGUCCGGGGCCUGGAGUCUGUGGACAGUGAGGCCCUGGCCAGAGUAGGCCCUGCAGAGCUGAGUGAGGGCAUGCCACCUUCCGACCUGGACCUUCUGGCUCCAGCCCCACCCCCUGAGGAGGUCCUGCCUCUUCCUCCACCACCAGCUCCGCCCUUGCCCCCUCCACCUCCCCCGUUACCAGACAAGUGUCCCCCAGCCCCACCUCUCCCUGGUGCUGCCCCCUCUGUGGUGUUGACAGUGGGUCUGUCAGCCAUUCGAAUUAAGAAACCUAUCAAGACCAAGUUCCGGCUGCCUGUCUUCAACUGGACAGCACUGAAACCCAACCAGAUCAGUGGCACUGUCUUCAGCGAACUUGAUGAUGAGAAGAUCUUGGAGGACCUGGAUCUUGAUAAGUUUGAAGAAUUAUUCAAGACAAAAGCGCAGGGCCCUGCCCUUGACCUCAUCUGCUCCAAAAACAAGACAGCACAAAAAGCUGCCAGCAAGGUGACUCUGUUGGAAGCCAAUCGUGCCAAGAACCUGGCCAUCACCCUACGCAAGGCUGGCCGCUCCGCUGAGGAGAUCUGCAGGGCCAUUCAUACGUUUGACUUGCAGACACUACCUGUGGACUUCGUGGAGUGCCUGAUGCGCUUCCUGCCCACAGAGGCUGAGGUAAAGCUGCUGCGGCAAUAUGAGCGUGAGCGGCAGCCCCUGGAGGAGUUGGCAGCCGAGGACCGCUUCAUGCUGCUCUUCAGCAAGGUGGAACGGCUGACCCAACGAAUGGCUGGCAUGGCCUUCCUGGGGAACUUCCAGGAUAACCUGCAGAUGCUCACACCGCAACUCAAUGCCAUCAUUGCGGCGUCCGCUUCCGUCAAGUCUUCACAGAAGCUGAAGCAGAUGUUGGAGAUCAUACUUGCACUGGGGAACUACAUGAAUAGCAGCAAGCGGGGAGCUGUGUAUGGCUUCAAGCUUCAGAGCCUGGAUCUGCUGUUGGAUACCAAGUCCACUGACCGGAAGAUGACACUGCUUCAUUUCAUCGCCUUGACGGUGAAGGAGAAAUACCCAGACCUGGCUAACUUCUGGCAUGAGCUGCACUUUGUUGAGAAGGCUGCAGCAGUGUCCCUGGAGAACGUGCUGCUGGACGUGAAGGAGCUGGGCCGGGGCAUGGAGCUGAUUCGGCGUGAGUGCAGCAUCCAUGACAACAGCGUCCUCCGGAACUUUCUCAGUACCAACGAAGGCAAACUAGACAAGCUCCAGCGGGAUGCCAAGACGGCUGAGGAGGCCUACAAUGCAGUUGUGCGCUACUUUGGCGAGAGUCCCAAGACUACACCUCCUUCUGUAUUCUUCCCAGUAUUUGUCCGAUUCAUUCGUUCUUACAAGGAAGCAGAACAAGAGAAUGAAGCCCGCAAGAAGCAGGAGGAGGUAAUGCGGGAGAAGCAGCUGGCUCAGGAAGCCAAGAAACUGGAUGCCAAGACCCCAUCCCAGCGGAACAAGUGGCAACAGCAGGAGUUAAUAGCAGAGUUGAGGCGGCGCCAGGCCAAGGAACACCGGCCUGUUUAUGAGGGGAAGGAUGGUACCAUCGAGGACAUCAUCACAGGCCUCCACUGCCAGCCUAUGGUUGUUCGCCACCAAGCCAGGAGUGCUGCACCGCCCAGUGGUCCCCCUCGGGCUCCAGGCCCCCACUGAGACCCUCUCGGAGGCAGAAGCACUUCAGCCCUCAGAGUCCCACAAGUCCAACCAAUGGACCUGGAAUUGGCCAAGGGCCCAGGAGAGGACUGUGUUGCUCUCUCAACCAUGUCCGCCCCAGCUCUUGAGGCUGGAUCUUUCUACUUGUGCCACUAUGGGCACUAGGUCUGUAGGUCCCUGGUGCUUCCAGUACUGCACUUUGCCCCCAAGGUCUUUGACUUCAUUUCCUGAAGGGUCACCAAGGGUCAGCUCAGGGCUAGGAAAAACCAUUUCCAGCCUUAGCCUAAACAGGGCACAUAGAUCUCUCUCCCACUAGAGCCCAGAGGGAUGAGAGGAGAGAGCAACUGUUGUUUCAUUUUUUUUCCCUUCCUUUUUGCAGGCCCAUGGUCAGCUCUGGUCUAGACGUAUCUAGGCUUAGGGAGCCCUGGGACCCUGUCAGUCUCAGUUCAUCUCUUACCAGGAGCAGGGCCCUCUGAAGCAUGGGCCGUGCCAGCUGUGCCCUAGUGAUAAGGGUAAGAGGAGAGAUGUCAGGCUCACUGCCCUUCUCUGCCCAUUUCAUUCUAGGCUCACACUGUUCUUGUCAAAGUGGGCAGAAGAGCAGAGGUUUUCUCUGCACCAACCACUCUGCAGAUGGCUGGAGAAAGGGUGUGCCAACUCUUCACCUUCUUUCCUCAGCUACGGGUUUUUUUUUUUUUUUUUUUUUUUUUUUGGCAGGGGACAAGGAGCAUGGUGGUCUUGGCUGACUAUGUGCUUACCUUCCUGCUUCUCCUCUGCCCCUGGAAGGGAAUGUGGGGACCCACUUUUUUGUACAUGUACCACCUCCCUUUCCUCUUGUACAUAAACCUCAGACUCUCCCCCUCUCAACAAAGGCUUGAUGCACCAGG